Protopolystoma xenopodis is the source of this 855-nucleotide messenger RNA. The record is from the annotation of a GenBank genome assembly. Lineage: Eukaryota; Metazoa; Platyhelminthes; Monogenea; Polystomatidea; Polystomatidae.
AUGGGCCAAUCCUUUCGCUCUUCAUCCCCCAAUCUGUCCAGGUCGCGUCAAAUAUGUCGACAUGUCUACCAUUCUCCGAAGGCAUGCCUGAGGCCCACUAUCGUCGUGACUAACCCUCCACCUGGUCCGAACUCCCUAGCCAUUCAGCCAACCAUUGAGUCCACUAGGCACACCAACUUGCCCACAAAUCCCACUCAUUCAAGUCACCAACCACCCUUGCCUGCUGAAGACCCACUUUCUUGGCCGCUCUACCGUACACUUCUCUUCGCCGAUUCGUUCAUUUAUUUAACACUUGUCUUUUCUUCCCUGCCCCAACGUCCCUCCUUCCACCCAUUGCAAACGCUGGCCUGCCUCACCAACCUUUCCACUUGCCCAUCCACAUGGCCUGAGGUAGUCAGCCCCCAGACACCAGACUCGCCAUAUACCACCCUUCAGGGCACAAUGCAUUGUAAUCUCCUGCCCAUGAGAGACCAUUAUCGGGCAUAUGAGGCCUGCUUGCCACUUCGGGUACCAUUAUCACUCAAACACGCAUGUCUUCUUCACCUGCCCUUCUGUCCGAACCAGGCAAAGCGUCCGCGUUGCACGCAAAUCGGCCUCAAAUGCAACCGGCCCAGUCUUCUCAUCCUCACUAGCGUUGCCGGUCUUUUGACAAGCCGACUUGAUAAGUAUGUUCUGCAUCUGCCCAACACAGCGGUUGCAUUCAAGCUUCCGUUAGGCGUCACCUUUUAUUUUCAUACUUCACGCAUGCAGACUGCCUCCAUAGACUUCUCCAAAAAUGACCGUUCUCCGCUUGAAGAAAUGCCACCGACUUUGCACGUCUUGAUGCCCCUGCCAGGCCUAGCCUUUCAUGAGUAA